AUGCGAAAGUUGGAAUGGGACAACAUGGGAGUGAAGGUUGAUGGUCGGCAGCUACACCAUUUGCACUUUGCUGAUGACAUCGUACUGAUAACACCUACCAUCAGCCAAGCGGAACGAAUGCUGACCGAAUUCGACGAAACAUGUGGAUGCAUCGGUCUUCAGCUGAAUCUACAAAAGACGAUGUUCAUGCGGAACGGAGGCUACGUUUAUCUGGGUCGGGAACUGAACAUGAUGAACGACCUGACCCCCGAGCUGGGCAGGAGGAGACGAGCGGCUUGGGGAGCGUACAAGAGCAUCGAGGAUGCACUGGAGAAGACCAGGAACACCCGGCUCUGUGCUCACCUCUUCAACACCACCGUACUCCUUGUUUUGACCAAUGCUUCGGAAACCUGGGUAUUUUGCAAGCAGGAAGAAAACGCGGUGAGCGUCAUUGAACGCGCAAUUGAGAGAGUGAUGCUAGGAGUAUCCCGUUUCACGCAAGUGAGGGACAGAAUUCGAAGUUCUCUCCUACGUCAACGAUCGAAGAGUAGUGACGCCGCCGCGUUUGCCAAGGAAAGUAAAAUAAGCGCACUACAGGAAGACCGUCGACCCGAUGGUCAGAUUUCUUCACGAAGUCUUUCAAAGAAAAAUAUGAUGCUCUUCGUGUCCCACGCGAAAGAAGGAACCACUGGGCUACUCUGGCACGCGAUCGGGACAAAUGGAAGAAUUACUGGCGCCUGCUCGACCAGUUCGAAGAUCAACGAGAGUCAAGGUGAUCAAGGUGACCAAGAGUUUAACGUGUCCGAGACUUCUGCUAGUCGGGAAAAGUUGGAUUCGAACAAAAUGCGUGAUUGCACCGUUUCUGAUCAAUUGAGGUAUUUCUGA
Molecule: messenger RNA, 864 nt
Organism: Necator americanus (New World hookworm)
Lineage: Eukaryota; Metazoa; Nematoda; Chromadorea; Rhabditida; Ancylostomatidae
Exons: 4
Coding region: 1-864 (287 amino acids)
Source: RefSeq, a predicted model, not a curated record